CUGUGGAGAGCUUUGAGAGGUGCCACUGGGACUGCUGUCUGGAGCCAGCUUACCAAAGCAGAGCUCUCUGAGGAUCUACUGCUUAUCUCUGUCUCGAGGAUGAAAAUGGAUGACAGGUGCUACCCAGUGAUCUUUCCAGAUGAGCGGAAUUUCCGUCCCUUCACUUCUGACACUCUGGCUACAAUUGAGAAGAGGAUUGCCAUCCAAAAGGAGAAAAAGAAGUGCAAAGACCAGACAGCAGCAGAACCCCAGCCUCGACCUCAGCUUGACCUAAAGGUCUCCAGGAAGUUGCCCAAACUCUAUGGUGACAUUCCCCAUGAGCUGAUAGCAAGGCCCCUGGAAGACUUGGACCCAUUCUACAAAAAUCAUAAGACAUUUAUGGUGUUGAACAAAAAGAGAACAAUCUACCGCUUUAGUGCCAAGCGUGCCUUGUUCAUUUUUGGGCCUUUCAAUCCAAUCCGAAGUUUAGCCAUCAAAAUCUCGGUCCAUUCAGUGUUCAGCAUGUUCAUCAUCUGCACCGUCAUCAUCAACUGCGUGUUCAUGGCCACUGCCUACGGGAAGGAAAACAGCAAUAUAGAUACCGACAAUGCUGAGUAUGUCUUCACUGGGAUUUAUAUUUUUGAAGCUUUGAUAAAAAUAUUGGCAAGAGGUUUUAUUCUGGAUGAGUUUUCUUUUCUUCGAGAUCCAUGGAACUGGCUGGACUCCGUUGUCAUUGUAACAGCGUUUGCAACAUACAUACCAGAAGCCAGGGAAAGCAUCUUCAGUCUGUCAUCCCUGCGUACCUUCCGAGUGUUCAGAGCUUUGAAAGCAAUUUCAGUGGUUUCAGGUCUGAAGGUCAUUGUUGGGGCCUUGCUGCGCUCUGUGAAGAAGCUUGUUGACGUGAUGAUCCUGACUCUCUUUUGCCUCAGCAUCUUCGCCCUGGUAGGUCAGCAGCUCUUCAUGGGAAGUCUGAACCAGAGAUGUCUCCAUAAUGACUGUAGGAAUAUCGAUAACCCUGAUGACAAUUGCUUUGAAAAGAAAAAUUCCUCUGAAUUCAGAAUGUGUGGCAUCUGGAUGGGUAACAGUGCCUGUUCUGAAAAUUUUCAAUGCACACACACCAAAAGGAAUCCUGACUAUAAUUAUACCAAUUUUGACAACUUUGGCUGGUCUUUUCUUGCCAUGUUUCGGCUUAUGACCCAAGAUUCCUGGGAGAAGCUUUAUCAACAGACCUUGCGUGCCUCAGGGCUCUACUCAGUUUUCUUCUUUGUGGUGGUCAUCUUCCUGGGCUCUUUCUACCUGAUUAACUUAACCCUGGCUGUUGUCACCAUGGCUUAUGAGGAACAGAACAGAAAUGUAGCUGCUGAGACAGAGGCCAAGGAGAAGAUGUUCCAGGAAGCCCAGCGGCUGCUGAAGGAGGAGAAGGAGGCUCUGGUUGCCAUGGGAAUUGACAGAAGUUCACUUAAUUCCCUUGAAGCAUCAUCUUUUUCCCCAAAGAAGAGAAAGCUUUUUGGUAAAAGGAAAAGAAAGUCCUUUUUUUUGAGAGACUCUGGGAAAGACCAGCCUCCAGGAUCAGAUUCUGAUGAAGAUUCCACAAAAAAGGUCUCUGUGACCAGUCUCAUUGACUUAAAGAGCUUGAAGUCCUUCCGGACCCUAAGAGCCCUGAGGCCCCUGCGAGCAUUGUCUCAGUUCGAAGGAAUGAAGGUGGUAGUCAAUGCUCUCAUAGGUGCCAUACCUGCCAUUCUGAAUGUUUUGCUUGUCUGCCUCAUUUUCUGGUUGAUAUUUUGUAUCCUGGGAGUAAACUUCUUCUCUGGAAAUUUUGGAAGAUGCAUUAAUAGAACAGAUAUAAACUCAGUUAUAAAUUACAGCACUGUUGCAAGCAAAACUGAAUGUGAAGGUGGAAAUUUAACUUGGGUCACCCUUCCAGUCAACUUUGACAAUGUGGGAAUGGCUUACCUUGCCCUGCUGCAAGUGGCAACAUUUAAGGGCUGGAUGGAUAUUAUGUAUGCAGCUGUCGAUUCCAGAGGGAAAGAUCUACAGCCAGGGUUUGAGGAGAAACCAGAAAACUACCUUUUCUUCGUGGCUUUUAUCAUCUUUGGUUCAUUCUUUACGCUGAAUCUUUUUAUUGGUGUUAUUAUUGACAACUUCAACCAACAGCAGAAAAAGAUAAGUGAUGAAGACAUUUUUAUGACAGAAGAACAGAAGAAAUACUAUAAUGCAAUGAAAAAAUUAGGAUCCAAAAAACCUCAAAAGCCCAUUCCAAGACCUCUGAAUAAAUGCCAAGGUCUCGUGUUUGACCUAGUCACAAGCCAGGUCUUUGACAUCAUCAUCAUCAUCCUCAUUUUCCUCAACAUGGUUAGCAUGAUGGCUGAAUCAGAUGACCAGUCUGAAGCCACGAAACUCAUCCUUGAGCGUCUCAACCUGGCCUUUGUGGUCAUCUUUACAAUUGAGUGUCUCACCAAAAUCUUUGCUUUGAGGCAAUACUACUUCACCAUUGGCUGGAAUUUAUUUGAUUGUGUGAUUGUGGUUCUUUCUAUCGUUAGUACAAUGGUUUCUGCCUUGGAGAACCAGCAGCACAUUCCCUUCCCUCCAACACUCUUCAGGGUUGUCCGCUUGGCUCGGAUUGGUCGGAUCCUGAGACUUGUUCGGGCAGCACGAGGAAUUAGGACUCUCCUUUUCGCUCUGAUGAUGUCUCUUCCCUCUCUAUUCAACAUCGGUCUUCUACUUUUUCUGGUUAUGUUUAUUUAUGCCAUUUUUGGUAUGAGCUGUUUUUGCAAAGUGAAAGAGGAGCAUGGAAUUGAUGAUAUAUUCAACUUCAAAACUUUUGUUGGCAGCAUACUCUGUCUCUUCCAGAUCACCACCUCAGCAGGCUGGGAUGCCCUCCUCAAGCCCAUGCUGCAAUCAAAGGAUUCAUGCAACCCCAACUUAGACAGCCGUCACCUCCCUGCCAUAGCCAUCACCUACUUCGUCAGUUACAUCAUCAUCUCCUUUCUCAUUGUUGUCAACAUGUACAUUGCUGUGAUUUUAGAGAAUUUUAACACAGCCACUGAAGAAAGUGAGGACCCUUUGGGUGAAGAUGACUUUGAGAUAUUCUAUGAAGUCUGGGAAAAGUUUGACCCAGAAGCAACACAGUUCAUCAAAUAUUCUGCCCUUUCUGACUUUGCUGAUGCCCUUCCUGAGCCUUUGCGCGUGGCAAAGCCCAAUAAAUUUCAAUUUCUCAUGAUGGACUUACCCAUGGUGAGUGGAGAUCGUCUCCACUGCCUGGAUAUUCUCUUCGCAUUCACCACUAGGGUACUCGGUGACUCCGGUGGCCUGGACAGCAUGAAAAUGAUGAUGGAGGAGAAGUUCAUGGAAGCCAACCCUUCCAAGAAGUUAUAUGAACCCAUAGUCACCACCACCAAGAGGAAGGAAGAGGAAAGAUGUGCUGCUGUUAUUCAAAAGGCCUUUCGAAAAUACAGGCUGAAGAUGUCCACAUGUGCCUUGGAAGACAGGCCCCGUUCACCACUCCACACACUCUGCAAUGGAGACCUGUCCAGCUCUGGGGUGGCCGAGGGCAAAGUCCACUACGACUGAGCCUUUACUUCCACUCCUACCUCACAGCCUCACAACCUGGCCUCUGGCAUCUGAGCUCCAGGGGUCCACAGCUCAGUGUGUGAACAAGCAGUUGACUCCCUGAACUAGCCAUCCCAUUUUUUUCUGCCUAAAAGAAGUGAUAUUUCAAUGUUUAUUUCAAACAGGUCUUACAGGGAUAGAAGAUAAGGCUGUCUAUGAAUCACUGGUACUGUUUUAGCAAGGAAAAAGACACUAGAAGGACUAUAAAGGACACACCAAUGUCGGGAUUGAAACACAGUUCAAAUCACGUAAAAAAAAAAAA
Leptonychotes weddellii (Weddell seal) is the source of this 3850-nucleotide messenger RNA. Lineage: Eukaryota; Metazoa; Chordata; Mammalia; Carnivora; Phocidae. The record is from RefSeq and is a predicted model, not a curated record.